Messenger RNA from Closterium sp. NIES-67, 2096 nucleotides. The record is from the annotation of a GenBank genome assembly. NCBI's taxonomy places the organism in Eukaryota, Viridiplantae, Streptophyta, Zygnematophyceae, Desmidiales, Closteriaceae.
UCGCAUGUAUGGUUUGACUGUGUGUGAAAGAAUUUGUGUGGUGUGUUCUGGAGUUUGGGAAUGUGUUUUGUGUUAUUCUGUUUGAGCAGGUAUUUGCGAUGAUAGAUCUUGAGAAGAUCUUUCUGAGGCAACAAGAAUCGCUUCAAUCGGAGCAAGAACGCGAAAGCUAUGAAGAUUCAAAGUUCAUGAGCUUGCGUUACAAUUGCGGCGGUUACAAAGUGAAGUUGUGGGGUGACUUUAUAUGGAGUUGGGACCUUUGGGGGUUGGGGAAAUUUGUCACUCUACUGUAACAGCUGCAAAUUGGUUGGGAACAACCGAGCUAGGUUGGCAAGGGUGGCCAACUUGGAUGGAUUGGUUGGGAAGGGACAAAUGUCAAAAUUGGGGUUCCUAUAGGGAGGGAAUCUUUGUGCUUAUGGGGUUUCCUUGGUUGGGGACUCUCUUGGGACCUUCCCUCUCGUCCCUCUCUUUCUAUCCCAACCUUUCUCUUGCUCCUUCUAAUUCCUUAGGUAGAGGCCGAGGUGACUAUAAUGAGGGGCAUGGGAGCUCUAGUGGCAGGGGGAGUACCAGAAUGGAGGGCACGUGCUGGUACUGCAACAAGGUUGGGCAUCCUUGGUUCAAGUGCUUCAGCAGGCUGGAGGGAUGGGCACCUCCAGGCAUGAAGCCGCCCAGUGGUGAACGCGCACAAGGUGGCGCUGUGCAAGGCUCAGGUGCACAAGGUGAAGGUGCACAAGGUAAUGCCUAUCCUGGUUUGUUUGUUAUGGUUGAGGAUGUGCAUGGGCAUGAGGGUGAUGUGGGAUCUGUGGGAAAGGUUGUGAUGCACCCUCUCACGCACUGGGUGAUUGAUUCGGGUUGCACCAGUCACAUGACCCCACAGGCAGAUUUGCUUGAUGAGGUAAAACCCCCUGGGAAGAUCAAGUAUGUGGCAGCAGCGUCAGAUGAGUUGCAGCAGCCUUCAAGGCAGGUGGAGGUUGCAGUGUCUGAGGAGGAGAUAUCUGGGGUGACUGAAGAAGGGGGAGCAGCUGAAGUGGAGCAGCAACAGCAACAUGAGUCUCCACCUCGAGUUCCACAGCCGCCUGAUCAUGAGCAGCUGGAAGCGGCCAAGAGGUUGGUCCGCUAUGUGAGUGCUACGGCAUCAGUGGGAUUGGAGUACAGUGGAGUGAGGCAGCGGUUGCAGAGAGGUGCUGCAGAUGUGAAGAGUGGAGAGAUGCUCUUGAGUUGCUAUACUGACGCUAGCUUCAACUCAGUGAAAGCGGAUGGCACCAGCAUUGGGGGAUAUGUGUGCUUGCUAGGAGGUGGUGCUGUGAGCUGGCGCAGCAAGAAGCAGAAUGAGGUGGGAUUGUCCUCAUGUGAGACUGAGUACAUGGCCUUACACCAUGGGGCCAAGGAAGUGGUGUGGCUGAGGCGCUUGUUGGAGGAGUUGGGAGUUGGUCAGGAGAAGCCGACAGUUGUGUUUUGUGACAAUGAGUCCGCUCCAGAGGGGGAGAUUGUUGUGUGAUGUCAUCAUAUGCUAUCACAUUCUGUCUGCCUCCCAUCCCAUUGUUUCAAUUCGCAUGUAUGGUUUGACUGUGUGUGAAAGAAUUUGUGUGGUGUGUUCUGGAGUUUGGGAAUGUGUUUUGUGUUAUUCUGUUUGAGCAGGUAUUUGCGAUGAUAGAUCUUGAGAAGAUCUUUCUGAGGCAACAAGAAUCGCUUCAAUCGGAGCAAGAACGCGAAAGCUAUGAAGAUUCAAAGUUCAUGAGCUUGCGUUACAAUUGCGGCGGUUACAAAGUGAAGUUGUGGGGUGACUUUAUAUGGAGUUGGGACCUUUGGGGGUUGGGGAAAUUUGUCACUCUACUGUAACAGCUGCAAAUUGGUUGGGAACAACCGAGCUAGGUUGGCAAGGGUGGCCAACUUGGAUGGAUUGGUUGGGAAGGGACAAAUGUCAAAAUUGGGGUUCCUAUAGGGAGGGAAUCUUUGUGCUUAUGGGGUUUCCUUGGUUGGGGACUCUCUUGGGACCUUCCCUCUCGUCCCUCUCUUUCUAUCCCAACCUUUCUCUUGCUCCUUCUAAUUCCUUGUGAGAUUCUUGAACUUUGAUUGAACCUUUGAGAUUGAGUUAAGUU